AGACAAGACAAACAGGGCUGUAAAAAAAAAAAUAAAUUGUCUGAUCAAAAACUUCAUAAUUUCUACAGGCAUGGAUAGAAAGGUCAACUACUACAGUGGGAGACAUAUUUAAACACUUUCCUUUUGUAUGGUGGGUGUCAUUUCCCUUCAUCCUUUAAAAUCACUUUAGUAUUGAUAGGGAGUUGGUAUCUUGUUCAAGGACAAACUACUCACUCUGCCAUCUUGCUGCUGCUCCUGGACUAAAUAAAGCCAAGAGCCAUCAUGCCCAUCUUUAUGAUUACACCACUCCACCACCAUCAGCAGAUGCUUUUAUGUGGUAUGUUCCCAGUGAACCACUGGUGCCAUAAUCAUACUCCAUACACUUGUGCUCAAGUGGCGAGCAGCAGUAAUGAAAAUCACUGUCAAGGACUGUUGACGGGUGCUCAAGUGUUUGCUCUCAGAGCCAGAGCGCAGUUUCAUGCUGCAUGUUGAAACGUGAAUUGCUCAUUGACCUCUGUAGCGGAGUGCAUCAAAGUCAGGGUAACCAAGCAAAAUAGAAAGAAUACAGAAACAGUACAAUACAGUAUAUAGGAGUUUCCUUUUAUCUCCUCAUGCCCUUUAUGAUAAGAUACAAGAUGUUAGCAUUUACAACAUUCAUAAGCAUAGCCAGUAGGGUUAGUAAGAUAAAUAAAUACUAAAAUUAGGAUUUGGGGGAUAUACCAGUGUGGGAAAGCCACACAGGUGGGAAACGAUGUCCUACACAGACACACAAACACUUCUCCAGUGGAAAGAUGCAGUCCUGACAGUCCCACUAAAUAUGAGUUGUCAUGUGCUAAUACCUCCGGCCAGCCCUGUAAGCUCACCAGCACCCUGAAUUAAUGAACUCAUGUGGCCUGGGAUCUUUGCCAAGUGUGAACUUGAAGGUGACAUACAGAAUGAAAAAACAGCAUUAUGUCUGUCCAUGGGUCAGUGUUUCAGUGUGUACAAUUUGAUCCUUCCAAGAAUGAGCUGUUUGAAAUGUGGUUUUGUAGACUUGUGAAUUAUGACAAUAAUGAUAUUUUAUGUAUUAUUUAAUAUUUCAUAUCUAAUUGGGUUUAGCCUAUUUAUUAUUCCUGAUGGCCACCCAGUGAGAAAAAAAAGUAUAAUCAAAUACAACACACACUUAAGGUGAGGUGACCCUUUUUGUGAGGCCAUCCCCCAAAUGGAGUAAAAUCAAGCUAGUUAAGGCAGACAAGUCCUAUUGCACUCAUAGGUUGCGCUGCUACACUGUCAUGUGACAUAUUCUACCUUCUGGAACACAAAUCUAACGCACCCUUUGUGAUAGGGCGGGCUACAUAAACGGUCAGUGCCAUGCCUGCUGUUUAGCUCUGCUAGCCUACUGCAACACUGCUCCUUUGCUAACAACACUUCUGAAAACACUUGCUGCUAACAUCAAUGCUAACUGUUUUUGGUUUUGUGGAGCAGCUAGUAAGCUAGCAAAAUUAUCCUGUCCUUUCUGCUGCUCUUGCUGGGAUUCAACAACUCCAUUUAUCAAACGCCAUUUCAAGCCGGAUGCUGUUUUGCUGUCACUGUGUCAGCUAUGGGACCAUGGCAACUCUUCCCAAAAAUGUUGUACUUCACUGAGACUGCUUCACUUUACCAAGAUAAUGUUGUGGAUUGACUCCCUGCAGAGGACCACAGCAGAGUAGAGUGAGCAGCCAUGCUGGCAGUGACAACAGCGAGGACGUGGCCCCUCACAGCUCAUCAACCUGAGCCUGUGUUUAUGAAGGCUGAGAAAGAUGGGGCUUUGCUGGAGGACCAGGCAUGCCUGUGCUGGAUUUGGGAUGCGGCCACUGGAAUGGUAAUUAGAUGUCAGUUGAUUUCGAGGAAAGUCGUCUCUGAAGGUGAGGAGGACUACUUUAAAGACUCUGCUUCACGAUGGCGACAGGAGUAGCAGCGUGGCUCCCUUUUGCCAGGGCAGCAGCCAUUGGCUGGAUGCCUGUUGCCAACUGCCCCAUGCCCAUUGCACCAAGAGAUAACAGUAAGAGACAGGACGAGCUGAUCAUCCUCAAUGUCAGCGGCCGUCGUUUUCAGACCUGGAGAACCACACUGGACCGCUACCCUGACACACUGCUGGGCAGCUCUGAGAAAGACUUCUUUUACAAUGAGGAAAGCAAGGAGUACUUCUUUGACCGGGACCCUGAUGCCUUCAGAAGCAUCCUCAACUUUUAUCGGACAGGGAAGCUCCACUACCCCCGCCACGAGUGCAUCUCAGCCUAUGAUGAGGAGUUGACCUUCUUCGGCAUCAUCCCGGAGAUCAUCGGUGACUGCUGCUAUGAAGAGUACAAGGACAGAAAGAGGGAGAACUUAGAGCGGCUGCAAGAUGAUCAGGAGGAGAAUAAGGACCAGAAGCUGCCCAACAUGAACUUCAGGGAGACCAUGUGGCGGGCCUUUGAGAACCCCCACACCUCCACCAUGGCCCUGGUCUUCUACUAUGUCACUGGUUUCUUCAUCGCCAUCUCAGUCAUCACUAAUGUGGUGGAGACAGUGCCCUGUGGUUCCACCGCCAACCAGAAAGACAUGCCAUGUGGUGAACGCUACACAGUGGCGUUCUUCUGCAUGGACACCGCCUGCGUCAUGAUAUUCACAGUGGAGUACCUGUUGCGCCUGUUUGCCGCACCAAGCCGUUACCGUUUCAUGCGCUCAGUGAUGAGCAUCAUCGAUGUGGUGGCCAUCUUGCCGUACUACAUCGGCCUGGUGAUGACCAACAACGAGGACGUGAGCGGCGCCUUCGUGACGCUGCGCGUCUUUCGAGUGUUUCGUAUCUUCAAGUUCUCCCGUCACUCACAGGGCCUGCGGAUCCUGGGUUAUACACUCAAGAGUUGUGCUUCAGAGCUGGGCUUCCUCCUCUUCUCACUCACCAUGGCCAUCAUCAUCUUCGCCACAGUCAUGUUCUACGCAGAGAAGGGCUCUAGCUCCAGCAAGUUCACCAGCAUCCCAGCUUCCUUCUGGUACACUAUUGUCACCAUGACGACGCUGGGGUACGGAGACAUGGUGCCAAAGACGAUUGCAGGGAAGAUCUUCGGCUCCAUCUGCUCCCUGAGCGGUGUGCUAGUGAUCGCUCUGCCCGUCCCCGUUAUUGUCUCCAACUUCAGCCGCAUCUACCACCAGAACCAGAGAGCAGACAAACGCCGCGCUCAGAAGAAAGCCAGACUGGCCAGGAUAAGAAUAUCCAAGUCCGGCAGCACCAACACCUUCCUCCAGUGCAAGCACAACGGACUGCUCAACGACCUGCUGGAGCUGACGGAUACAGAAGAGGAUGAGCAGAAGCUGACUAAGUCCCUCUCUCUGUUAGAGAGCCAACACCACCAUCUACUGCAAUGUCUGGAGAAAACCACUGCUCAUGAGUUUGUGGACGAACAGAUGUACGAGCAGAACUGUUUAGAAACAACGCUACAGACCUACCCAUCACGCAGCCCCUCUAUAUCCAGCCACGACAGCUCUGUGGGUACCUGCUGUGGCUGCAGGGUAAAGAGAAAAACUCCUCUGCCCAACACCAGCCUGCCCUCCACACACCAGGGCCCCCUGCAGGAGCUCAGUGCCAUCCACAUACAGUGUGGUGACCCACCGUCACACACCGUCAGUCGUUCAAACCUUAACCUGAAAACCGAUAACAGUAGCAGGAUCAACUGCAAAGGCGGCCGGAUCACUACAGCAAUCAUCAGCCUCCCAGCGCCCCCGGCUUUGACCCCUGAUGGCGAUGGCCUCCACGGGUCCCCGCAGAGGAGGCCGCCCCCACCCGCAGGUCACCCUGCAACUCCAAGCAUCCAGACCACAGCAAGUUCAGCUGGCAUUAACAUCGUCAAAGUCUCUGCUCUGUGACUCCUUGGCUGAUGGAUGUAACUCAGCUCAGCAGGAGGAAAGAAAGGAGGAAGAGGAAGAAGAAGAGGAGGAGGAGGCGAAGCAGGUUACACUACCUUUAUGGACGCACCGUGUCCGUCUCACAGGGUCAACAGGAAGAGCGCUGUUCUCCAUCAGUUGGUGUUUUAGAGAAGACAGAUGAUGUGGAGACUUUACUGAGGUAGAGGACUGUAGAUAUGUGAACCGAGAAUCACGCACUCGUCAUGUCGUGUAUGCACUGUAGAUACUGACAGAAUCACUGCAUUUCUAAUAGUUUCUAACAGCAGUACAGAUGUUUUACAGCAAGUACUGUGGAAAAGAUUGAAAGACGUGCAAAUUAGCAGACCCGUACAUCAGCAGAUGCCGUCCACAAAUUCACAGUAAAUUUAAAGUGAAUUCACAGUGAAAUAGUGAAAACGAUAUUUUGUUGACUUUAAAUGUGUUUGAAGAAAGGUGAAGAAAAGUGUUGACUGUGUUUACUUAAAUUUGAUUGGUCUUGUGUUAUGUGUUGUUUGUCUUAAGUAUUUUGAGGAAAAAAUGAAAAACAAUUGAAAACAGUUUUAGUUUUCUUUACAGCAUCGUUUGAAAAGUCACAGCACCCGAUGCUGCAAAUAUCGUUUCACUAAAAUGUGAGUUUGAUGUGUCUGAGACUGAAAAGAGUGUUUUUGUUAUUUGUUGGAAAAUUUUUUCUAUUCAUCGUGUCAAAGACUCAAACCAUACUGUGCUUUUUAGUAACUUCAUGUUUAAAUUUCUGACUACCUGAGAUUGACCUGACACUGUCUUCGUGACGUUAUAGGUUUUCAUACUGAGGUGAGACAAAGCAGUGAUUCGUCAAAACCCUCAGCUGACUUCUCUGUGGCACUCAGACCCAAGCCUAUUUGUUCCUACUGAAGACACUAAUUUUAAAAAGGCGUCACAAAAAUGUUUCAUUUUGAAAAAAGGCUCAGUCAUUUCCUCAAACACCUUGGCACUGCAGUUCCUAGUGCAUUUGUUUGGGACUAUUUUCAGCUGCGGAUGAAUACGUAUUUAGAGUGCAAGUGACAGGAGCAGGACAAUGUACAUGGGAAAAUAAUACGGUGUCCCCGAUCGCUGCAAUGAAAGAACAUCCUGCACUGAACUGUGUAGCUCAUUGAUGUGUUUUUAAUGGAGCUCUAUAGUUCAUAGGAAUAAGCUACAUUAUAUCAGGCUUUGGCCACACAGAAAAAUACAAAUUUUCAUGGGAUUUGUUGACCAUAAGAAAAAUAUAGAAAAACAUAUUUCCAGCCUUAUCCCUUAAAAUAAUUAAAUGCAUACAGUAUUUUUACUGUAUGAGUAAAUUAUCCUGUUUAUAUAAAUCUGAUUGGUGCUUUUUGUCCUGUGGAAUAAUUAAAAGCUGCAACUGUUAUGCUGCCUCCAAUCGCCAAUCUCCGAGUGUCAUAGGCUGAGAAGGAAAAUAAAAUAGAAAAUGAUGAUGUGUGUAUUCAUCAUGAGCAUGAGUGGGCAUUUUAGCUCCACUGUAAUUUUAAACAGCCAACAUUACAGCAAUGGGGCCAGUUCAUGUUCAAUACAGCUUUUUCAAACUGAAACUACAAAUAACCAGGUUUUAAUGUAGCUUUUUAGAGUUUUAAAAUAGCUAGAACAGGGGUAAAAUAUGCAAAUAUAAAAAUGGUUUUGGGCAUCCAGUCACUCUUGUCUUUUUUCUUUGGAUACAUUCUUACAAAGCAGAAAAACAAAUGCCCAAGUUGGUUGCCUUCAGUUGUACCAUUUUGUGUCUUGUUAUUUCACAGCUGACUACAGUGUGUUCAUGAGGUGGCACUGUAAGUUAAAAAUGCGUUUAAUUAUGACAGUUUCUGACAGUCAAACACAAGUUUAAAAUGUAUUUUAAAACUUUAAAUUUACAUUUGUAAAGAACGUUACAUGUGUACACAAGCAAGUAAAUGAGAAUACAGAGGAAUUCGCUAGUUUGACAGAAUAAUCCCAACUCUAGGUCCUCUUGCUAGCUUUUCCAGAAUUUUCAACCGUAUCACACAGUCUUUCAUCAGCGGAUUAGAGUUUGCUCAGUUGUCAUGGAAACAAAUCUGUUGACAUGCAUAAAAUUAGCUUAAGUCAACAUGGAUAACACAUGGAUUAAAAGUGCUGUGGAUGAAAACAUAACAGCAACAGAGCUUGCCUGUCAACAGAUCCAUCUCUAUGACAACUGAGCAAACUCCAUCUGCUGAUGAAGACCAUGUGAUAUGGUUGAAAGCUUAAGCAACAGGCAUUAUAGGUGCAAUGUGUAAGAAUAUUAGUUUAAAACAUUAACAAACAAAAAUGAUCAACAGAAUGUGAAGAUAUAACAGUUCUGACAUCAUGUCUAAGACGUCUUUGUAUCGUGUUGCAGAGAUAUCUAGUGAAGUUAGCAUGCUAACCAGCUCUGGUGAUAUGCUGCCCCCUAUUUGUUUGGAGAAUGAAUUUGACAGGUGGCUAAAAUCUAGCAAUUCUUACACAUUGCACCUUUAAGUGGACCUUGAGUUGGGAUUUUUCUGUCAAAACCAUUUCUAAGGUCAAUAAUGAACUCUGAAGCUUAAGAACUUGCUAUUAAUAAGCAGUUCCAUCGUGAAAAUCUCGACUAAAUAAUAUCAAAAAUGGUCACAAGAUGGCAGCAAAGAUGCAUUCUGACAUUGAAACAAAAUGAUUGAAAAUGAAUUAAAAAUGAAUGGUCUGGUUUAUGGCCUUACUCCUGCAUUAAUAUAUUAUUUAUAUACCUACCUGCUGCACAAUGUUGCUCAUUUGAAGGUGAUAGACGCCUGGUGUUUGGAACGGUUUGUGACUACUUGCCAAGUGUGUUAUUGGUUAUCUGUAUAAAAAAAACAAUGUUUAUUUGUCUUUUGGUUUGUCCUGCUAAAGUGGAAACUAUGGUUCAACUCCACGUGUUUAUCAAUCAUAAAGUACCAAGUGACUUUGUUUUUUGCUGUAUUGGUAUACUUUGUGUUGCAUUUCUGUAUUUUGUCAUGUUCUUUAUGCUGCUAUAUAAAAAAUUACAAACCCUUUAGAUAAUUUUUCUUCUCACUGUUAAUGCUGAAAAUAACAAGUGUCCGCUCAGUCGUGGUGCUCAUAACUUGGAUCUUGGUCACCACGGAUACAGUAUCUUCACAUUAGGGCUUUUUGCAGUAUCAUAGAUCACCAUCAUGCUUCAACAACAGAAAGCACUUCUCUCACACCAGUGUGACUACUGUAGGAUGAUUACUUGUUGUCAUUUGAUGGACUUGACUUCAAAAGGUAUUGUGGGGGUCACUUUUUUAAAAGUCUUGGCAUCGCUGUUUGUGUUUGUGUUUGUUUCUUAUCUUUUUAUCCUUUUGAACUGAGCUUUUCUGUCUGUUUGCUGUGUUUACAGUAUUCUGUCAGUUUAUUUGUUAUAACAACUAUGAAGUGUCAGAUGAAAAUUAAAAUCUGCCACAACAAUCAAGUG
Siniperca chuatsi (mandarin fish) is the source of this 7285-nucleotide messenger RNA. Its product is annotated as potassium voltage-gated channel subfamily D member 3-like. The coding region runs from base 1897 to 3840 and encodes 647 amino acids. Lineage: Eukaryota; Metazoa; Chordata; Actinopteri; Centrarchiformes; Sinipercidae. Gene Ontology annotation, biological process: potassium ion export across plasma membrane; protein homooligomerization. The record is from RefSeq and is a predicted model, not a curated record. The transcript is spliced from 8 exons. Gene Ontology annotation, cellular component: voltage-gated potassium channel complex; membrane; neuronal cell body. Gene Ontology annotation, molecular function: A-type (transient outward) potassium channel activity; protein binding.